Molecule: messenger RNA, 2349 nt
Organism: Engraulis encrasicolus (European anchovy)
Lineage: Eukaryota; Metazoa; Chordata; Actinopteri; Clupeiformes; Engraulidae
Gene: eef1a1b
Product: eukaryotic translation elongation factor 1 alpha 1b
Exons: 9
Coding region: 149-1537 (462 amino acids)
Biological process (GO): translational elongation; translation
Molecular function (GO): GTPase activity; GTP binding; translation elongation factor activity
Source: RefSeq, a predicted model, not a curated record
UACAGUAGCUGAGACAACGGAGCACAGUCCCCGGGAAAACACACACACCUCCACCGUCAACCGGCGACUCGCGCGCUGCGACUCUCUCCAAGAUCCGAUAGCAGCAGUAUCAGCAGCAGUGUGUGAGUGACCCCCAUCCCAAAUAAACAUGGGAAAGGAAAAGCUGCACAUCAACAUCGUGGUCAUUGGCCAUGUGGACUCUGGGAAAUCCACCACCACCGGACACCUCAUCUACAAAUGUGGCGGCAUUGACAAGAGGACCAUCGAGAAGUUUGAGAAGGAGGCUGCCGAGAUGGGCAAGGGCUCCUUCAAGUACGCCUGGGUGCUGGACAAGCUGAAGGCCGAGAGGGAGCGUGGCAUCACCAUCGACAUCUCCCUGUGGAAGUUCGAGACCAGCAAGUACUACGUCACCAUCAUCGACGCGCCGGGACACAGGGACUUCAUCAAGAACAUGAUCACUGGCACUUCCCAGGCGGACUGUGCGGUGCUGAUUGUGGCGGCGGGCGUGGGCGAGUUCGAGGCGGGCAUCUCCAAGAAUGGGCAGACGCGCGAGCACGCCCUGCUGGCCUACACGCUGGGCGUCAAGCAGCUGAUCGUGGGCAUCAACAAGAUGGACUCCACCGAGCCCAACUACAGCCAGAAGCGAUACGAGGAGAUCGUCAAGGAGGUCAGCACCUACAUCAAGAAGAUCGGCUACAACCCCGACACUGUGGCCUUCGUACCCAUCUCCGGCUGGAAUGGGGACAACAUGCUGGAGCCCAGCCCCAACAUGACCUGGUUCAAGGGCUGGAAGAUCACGCGUAAGGAGGGCAGUGCCUCUGGGACGACCCUGCUGGAAGCCCUGGAUGCCAUCCAGCCCCCCUCACGGCCCACGGACAAGCCCCUACGCCUGCCCCUGCAGGAUGUCUACAAGAUUGGCGGCAUUGGCACUGUUCCCGUGGGCCGCGUGGAGACGGGCAUCCUGAAGCCCGGCAUGGUGGUGACCUUCGCCCCGGUGAACGUGACCACGGAGGUCAAGUCGGUGGAGAUGCACCACGAGGCGCUGACCGAGGCCCUGCCCGGAGACAACGUGGGCUUCAACGUCAAGAACGUCUCCGUGAAAGACAUACGCCGCGGCAACGUGGCCGGCGACUGUAAGAACGACCCCCCGCAGGAAGCCUCUGGCUUUACGGCACAGGUGAUCAUCCUGAACCACCCAGGCCAGAUCAGUGCCGGCUACGCCCCGGUGCUGGACUGCCACACGGCCCACAUCGCCUGCAAGUUCGCCGAGCUGAAGGAGAAGAUUGACCGGCGCUCGGGCAAGAAGCUGGAGGACAACCCCAAGAACCUCAAGUCUGGGGAUGCCGCCAUCGUGGACAUGAUCCCCGGCAAGCCCAUGUGUGUGGAGAGCUUCUCCGAGUACCCCCCUCUGGGACGCUUUGCAGUGCGCGACAUGCGUCAGACGGUGGCGGUCGGCGUCAUCAAGGGUGUGGAGAAGAAGGCCGCGACCUCUGGCAAGGUCACCAAGUCCGCCCAGAAGGCUCAGAAGGGCAAAUGAACGUUGUGCGACGCCGCCCCCGCCCUGCGAGUCAUCCGCGGCAACCACAACACGACCACAACGACAACAACAACAACAACAACCACACCCCUCCUCCCACCACCCAUCCAAAAAGCCUGGCAGGUCCUUACAAUGCAUCGCAAGAGCAGGAGGAGGAAAACUCCACCUUGCUCGCUAACCUUAAGUUCAACGUCAACGUAACCAAAAUAUUACUCAUACCUUCAACAUAACCAAAAAACAUUAGCUGCUCCGGCAAUGACAAAAGGCAACAGUUGUAUACAUGUUUGAGUAGAUGUUCUCUGUUGUUUCUGUAGCAAUGUUUCCCAUUCCCGUAUUUGUUAUUCAGUUCGGCAGUUACUGUAAGUUAGCCUCAUUUGGUCCGAUAUUAGAAGUCUGUGGAAUUGUUGUUUUUCUAGAAUAUUCCAUUACAGUGGUCCACUAAUUUGUCCAAUGGCAUUGGCUGAAUAGGUAACUAGUCAUAGUUUACACUGGAUUUGAUAAUUGUCCUCAGUUCUGUCUUUUAUUUUUCUGUUAAGGAUUGUUCAAUUGUUGUGUCGAAAUGUAGCUCUACAUAGCACCUUGACAUUUCUUGCACUGACUGUAUUGCAUUACUGUCUCUAGCUGAAUGCAUGUUCUUUGUGCACUUUAAGAAAAGAAAGCAUUUAACUCCAAAGGAAUUAGCACUUUAAAUUUCAAGUCUUUUUUGCACUAGCACUUGUGUACUUUAAGUGGUUAUGGUUCUCCGUGCUUUGCAGUGUUCUGUAGUAGUGUCAUGACCACCUGCCCAUUCUAUUAAAGAUCUCGGAACAUUC